Molecule: messenger RNA, 2061 nt
Organism: Fusarium coffeatum
Lineage: Eukaryota; Fungi; Ascomycota; Sordariomycetes; Hypocreales; Nectriaceae
Exons: 2
Coding region: 1-2061 (686 amino acids)
Biological process (GO): transmembrane transport
Cellular component (GO): membrane
Molecular function (GO): sulfate transmembrane transporter activity
Source: RefSeq, a predicted model, not a curated record
AUGAAGUAUCUCGACAAGGCCAAAUCAGACCUUCGCAGCGAUGCCAACUGGAACAGAGCAGCUCGACUGAGCGUCAAAGGAGCUAAGGCUCUUCCUUCAGGCACAGUCCAAUACAUCUCCGACAAAGUCCCCAUUGUUGGCUGGUUACCCAAGUAUAAUCCACGAUGGCUCGUCAAUGAUCUUAUCGCCGGACUUACCCUGGGUCUGAUGCUCAUUCCUCAGGGCCUGUCCUAUGCUAAGAUCGCCAACAUUCCUGUUGAGUAUGGAUUGAUGUCGAGUUGGCUUCCAGCAGUCAUCUAUGCCUUCAUGGGAUCUACCAAAGAUGUUUCCACCGGACCAACCUCCCUCAUCGGUCUCCUCACCUCCGAGAACGUCCACGCUCUACAAGAUCGAUGGACCCCAUCAGAAAUCGCCUCCGCAACAGCCAUGAUGAUGGGUAUCUACGGCAUGAUCCUAGGCUUCCUCAAGCUCGGCUUCCUCCUCGAAUUCAUAUCCCUCCCCGUCCUUAGUGGCUUCAUCACCGCUAUCGCCAUCACAAUCAUCCUCAACCAGAUGGACUCUCUUCUUGGUGAGGAGAAUGUGCGUGACGGAGCAGCCAAGCAGAUCCAUGAUAUCUUCAGUGAGCUUCCCAACGCGAACGGCUGGGCGUGUCUCAUCGGCUUCACCGGAAUUCUGUUUCUUACAAUCCUUGAGAAGUCUGGAAAGAGGUGGAGUAAGAACAACCGAGUAAUUUGGCUUCUCUCUACAACAAGAGCUUUCUUGACCUUGGUGCUGUUCACUGGUAUCAGCUAUGCUGUCAACAAGAACAGAGGAGACGACUUUCUCUUCGACGUUGUCAAGGUCCAAUCCCAAGGCCAACAAGCCCCAUCCAUGCCCAAGGCAGACCUUAUUCCCGAAGUCGCUGGCCGCAGUAUUGCCGUCUUUAUCGGUUCGGCAGUUGAACACUUGGCCAUUGCUCGAGCCUUUGCUGUCAAGAAUAAUUACAGCUCUGACCAGAGUCAAGAACUGUGCUACCUUGGUAUCACCAACUUCUUCAACAGUUUCUUCCAUGCUAUGGGCGUUGGUGGUGCCAUGUCCCGUACCGCUGUCAACUCAUCAUGCAACGUCAAGUCUCCUCUCUCCGGUGUUGUCACCAUGGCUGUCGUUCUUGUGUGCGUGUAUGAGCUUGUUGGAACACUCUACUGGAUCCCGAAAGCUACCCUUGCUGCUAUUAUCAUCACUGCUGUGUGGGGACUCAUCUCGCCACCUUCCACCUUCUACCGCUACUGGAAGACAUCCUUGGCUGACUUCAUCGCGUCAAUGCUUGCACUCUGGAUUACACUCUUCCACUCCAGUGAAGUCGGUAUUGGUGUCGCCGUCGGAUUCAACAUUGUUUACGUUCUUCUCCGUCAAGUGUUCACCCGCCUUACCUCAACUGGUGCCGAUGUCGAGUCCAACCGUCGACCUGCUUGGGCACUAGACGUGUCCAAUACAUGUACACUUAGAAUCCCCGAAGACACCAGAGUUUUCACCUUUAACGAGUCUCUUAUCUUCCCCAAUGCCUUCUCCAACACAUCAAAGGUUCUUGAUGAGAUCCAAACCUUCCAUCAACCCUACUACAGUGGUAGCCAAGGACCAGAGGCUGAACGUAACUGGUCUGUCGUUGCUGAAAAGAGAAUCGCACGUCUUCGCAAGAAGGCCAAUAUCAGUGACCCCUCCUGCCUUCCAGAGAUUGGAUUGGUUGUCCUCGACUUCUCUCGAGUCAACAUGCUCGAUACUACAGCUGUCACAUACUUAAAGAACCUUGCCGCCAACAUCAAGACCUAUGGUGGAGAUAGAGUUGAGGUGAGGUUCGCCAACAUGAAUGCUGUCUGUCGAGAGAGAGUCGGCCGAGCGGGCUGGAACAUCAUCCAGGUCGGUUGCGAUGAUGAGUUGAGGGGUGACUUGGACAACGAAGGCGAGGCCACCUAUCUGUACUAUGAUGUGAGGGCUGCUGUGAUGGCGCCAAGAAGGAGAGGGUCGGUGUUGAGUGAUGACGGAAAGGGACGCGCGGUGCACGAAGAGAAGGCAGAAGAGGCUUGA